UCAAAAUGAAUGAACAUCCUAAAAAGAGGAAAAGGAAGACUCUACAUCCUUCUCGAUAUUCAGAUUCUUCAGGUGCAAGCAAAUAUAUAGACAACAGUGGAAUUUUUUCUGACCACUGCUACAGCGUCUGUUCUAUGAAACAGCCGGAUAUAAAGUUUUCUGAAAACAGAGGUAGAUUCCACAGUCCUGCGCAGAGCCUGGACACAGAUGAUGAUGGGAGUCCGGUGCAUGCUGGGACUUCUCAGUGGAGUGGGUCACAUUCAAACGUUGUGGGGUUGCAUUACACAGACCCUAAAAAGAAGGAUAAAGAUAAAGGUACUAAUAAUGGAAUGUGCAGAGACUUAUGUGAUUCACCUAUAUUCAGUGACAGCCCUACAGAAGAAGAGAAACCUCUAGAUAUUCAAACUGUAGAAAUUUCUACAACAGAAGUGAAUGCUGUAGAAGUUCACGAUAUAGAAACGCAAACUGUAUCACCUGAGAAGCUAGAAGCUGAGGACCUAGAGGAAAUCCCUCUGGAAACCUGUAAAAUCUUUGAGAAGAACCAGGCUUUGAAUAUUACAGCUCAACAGAAAUGGCCUUUGCUGAGAGCCAACAGCAGUGGCUUAUACAAGUGUGAGCUCUGUGACUUUAACAGCAAGUACUUUUCCGAUUUAAAGCAGCACAUGAUCCUGAAGCACAAGACGUGUACAGACACUCAUGUCUGUAAAGUCUGUAAAGAAAGCUUCUCCAGCAAAGUGCAGCUGAUUGAACACGUAAAACUACAUGAGGAGGACCCGUACAUCUGUAAAUACUGCGAUUAUAAAACAGUGAUAUUUGAGAAUCUGAGUCAGCACAUAGCAGACACUCACUUCAAUGACCACCUGUACUGGUGUGAGCAGUGCGAUAUGCAGUUCUCCUCAAGCAGCGAGUUGUACCUGCACUUCCAGGAACACAGCUGUGAUGAGCAGUAUUUGUGUCAGUUCUGCGAGCAUGAAACGAAUGAUCCGGAAGAUCUGCAUAGCCAUGUGGUGAACGAACAUGCAUGUCGGCUGAUAGAGUUAAGCGACAGCUAUAACAGCAAGGAGCGUGGACAGUACAGUCUCAUAAACAAAAUCAGCUUUGACAAAUGCAAAAACUUCUUUGUGUGCCAGGUGUGUGGCUUCAGGAGCAGGCUGCAUACGAAUGUCAACAGGCACGUAGCUAUUGAACACACCAAAAUAUUCCCUCAUGUUUGUGAUGACUGUGGGAAGGGCUUUUCAGGUAUGUUGGAAUAUUGCAAGCAUUUAAGCUCUCAUUUAUCUGAAGGGAUUUAUUUGUGUCAAUACUGUGAAUAUUCAACAGGACAGAUUGAAGACCUUAAAACGCAUUUGGAUUUCAGACAUUCAGCAGAUUUGCCUCAUAAAUGUACCGAUUGUUUAAUGAGGUUUGGAAAUGAAAAAGAUCUUCUAAGUCAUCUUCAGAUACAUGAGACAGCAUGAUUACUUUCUUUCCCUGUAAUCGAUUUGUUAGAAUUGGAAUUAAUUUCCAGUCUCUGAAAUGUGGUAUUAAAUACAAUUUUAACAGCAA
This is a messenger RNA of Opisthocomus hoazin, 1545 nucleotides long. RefSeq names its product zinc finger protein 639 (gene ZNF639). Gene Ontology annotation, molecular function: DNA-binding transcription factor activity, RNA polymerase II-specific; RNA polymerase II cis-regulatory region sequence-specific DNA binding. The record is from RefSeq and is a predicted model, not a curated record. Gene Ontology annotation, biological process: regulation of DNA-templated transcription. Lineage: Eukaryota; Metazoa; Chordata; Aves; Opisthocomiformes; Opisthocomidae.